ACAGCCGAUGACGCAGCCUGUGGGAGUAAGGUGUGGUGGUGCUGGCUAGUGUGACGCUCCAACCUGUUUUGAAUGGUGUCCUGUCGUGCUCAAGCCUUCAUACAGCGAUUAAAUACUGCCCCAUAUAUCUGGUGCAGUGAGCAUGGUGAUGGUAUAUGGUAACUGUGGCUGAAGAGGAGGCGUGAGAGUGUAUGGGUGGACGUCCAGAGCAGCAAACAUGUCAUGGAAGGUGGUGAGGGAGAAGCAGGUGAGCAUGUUAUUGGAAACGGUGGUGGUAAUCGUGGCGGUGACCUUCGUGUUGGUGGUCGCUGCAGUGUACAUGGUGGGUGACAGGACACUUCUCACCUCACCCAUUGCAUACGAGUUAGUCCAGGUAGCGGAGGUGAAGGUGGAGAAGAGUGGGUGGAGGAGUGUCAUGUGUACCAAUCAAUCAACCGCCCCUACACCCAUCCUCGCCCCUCUACCUAAGUUCUCUCCGUCACCCGAGGCUAGGAAUGUCUUCUUCUUGGAGACUACUUGUGCCCCUGGGAUCAAUGCCAAGAUGGCCUGUGCAGUUGAGAGCGCAGCCAGACACCAUCCAGCCCAUCAGAUACAUCUAGCCCUAACUAACAGCUUCGUGCGGAUUAAUGACACCUUCAUCCAAGCUCUAUCCACUCUCCCCAACGUCCGCAUAUCUACCCUGGAUGUGGAUGAGGUGGAUAAACAUGGGCAAUUUGGCAAGUGGCUCCGUCAGAUGAAGUGGGCCAAGGGGAGAUGGCCAGAGAUCAACCUCUCAGACGCACUACGGGUCGGUGUGGUCUGUUCAACUGGAGGGAUUUAUCUCGACUUGGACAUGUGGAUCAUGGGGCCUCUCCCAGAUGCUGAGUCUUGGCUCUCUCGUGAACACCAGAGCCAGCUGACUAACAGUGCCUUCAAGCUGCCCAAGGAUCACUGGUUCUGUGAGGAAGCCAAGAAAGGUAUGAUGGGGCACUUCAUGCCAAACGUGUGGGGAUACAACGGCCCUUACCUCUUCCAGAACACCAUAAAGAGGUUUUGCCAUGUUAAAAUAACCCCCACCUUACAUUCCUGUCGGGACCUCAUGUUCUUAGAUCCUGCCCUGCUGUUCCCGAUUCAUUAUGCCGUAUGGGAACACUAUUUCAGGCCUAAUGGUAACAGAAGAUGGAAAAGGCCCUCAAACAUGGUAGGCAUCCAUCUGUGGAACAAAUUGAGCAGUAAGAGGCCGCUGAACCCAGGUGAUGGCUCCAUUGUUGACAAGGUCGCCCAAGAGAACUGUCCCCACGUAUACAAAACUCUACCAGAGACCAGGCAAUCCAGGAGGUGAUGGGUAGCGGCCAGAGUGAGACGGUCUCCAGCACACACCAAGAGCUCUGUCAACAUGGAUAUACUGCAUAGUGUCGAGGAUGUGUUCAGGUGUGUUAGUACUCAAAAUAUCCUCAGACACGGACGUACGAUCUAACCUAUAAUUCCCUAACUUAAUUUAACCUUUAUCCAACCCAACCCAACACAACCUAAUCUAACCUAAUAAACAUUAACCUUACUUAACCACCUUAACC
Messenger RNA from Homarus americanus (American lobster), 1553 nucleotides. RefSeq names its product lactosylceramide 4-alpha-galactosyltransferase-like. NCBI's taxonomy places the organism in Eukaryota, Metazoa, Arthropoda, Malacostraca, Decapoda, Nephropidae. Gene Ontology annotation, molecular function: hexosyltransferase activity. The record is from RefSeq and is a predicted model, not a curated record. The coding region runs from base 218 to 1321 and encodes 367 amino acids. Gene Ontology annotation, biological process: glycosphingolipid biosynthetic process. The transcript has 7 exons.